This is a messenger RNA of Ascoidea rubescens DSM 1968, 576 nucleotides long. RefSeq lists its product as uncharacterized. The record is from RefSeq and is a predicted model, not a curated record. Lineage: Eukaryota; Fungi; Ascomycota; Saccharomycetes; Ascoideales; Ascoideaceae. The transcript is spliced from 3 exons. The coding region runs from base 1 to 576 and encodes 191 amino acids.
AUGAACAUGAAAUCGGUUCUUGAUUCAGACGGAGCUAUUUGCGUUUUUAUAGCUGCUGAAUCUCGUUGCAAUCAAGAACGAGUAGUCAUAAACAACAAAAAUGUCAAUGUUCAUGAUAAUCAAGGAAAGUGGUCCGAGAAUAUAAAUAAAUUAUCUGUUCAAAGCUUUACUACAAUCCACACUUUUGCUAAUAGCAAAGACACUCGUAUCACUCAACUAGCUGAAUUAGUUCAAUCCCUUGACGAUCUUACAAAAGCAAACGAUGAAUCUAGCGAUGAAGUCCCCAAUUAUAGUGAAUCUAAUGAUGCUCUAUUGAGCGACACGGACGCCGAUGUUAUAGACGAUGACUACAUUCCUUCAUUAAACGAAUAUUCAGAAAUCAAGCAAUGCCAAAAUCAAUGUGAUUUUGAAAACAAUAAGCUUUUUAGAAACUCAUUGGAUCGAUCAGCUUUGGAAUUGAACGACACAGACUUUAGAAACCUACUUAAGAAGCUUUCGGGAUUGUAUCGCCAAAUUAAAUCAAAAGCUCCUUUUGGUGCUUCUCUAAAUCUUGGUAAAGAAUACGAUACAAAAUGA